Molecule: messenger RNA, 867 nt
Organism: Didymodactylos carnosus
Lineage: Eukaryota; Metazoa; Rotifera; Eurotatoria; Philodinida; Philodinidae
Source: the annotation of a GenBank genome assembly
AUGGGCCCAUCGAAUAUAAAUUUUUUCCAAAUAAUGGAACAACCAAAUUUUAAUAACUUAUCAUCAUUUUGUAAAAAAAUAACAAAUGAAACGCCGUAUAGCAAUCUCCUGAAUGUAAAACGUCUAAAUUCAAUUGCAUGUCCUGUGCCCAAAGUGGCAUCGACAAAUAUUCUACGUAUUAUACUAUUAACAUCAAAUGAACGGUAUUUAAAACAAACAAAAAAACAGAACAAUGCCUUAAUUGCAAAAUUAAAUAGUAGUUACUUAUAUACGACAAUAUAUCCGACGAUUUAUUCUAUGAAACUGAAAAAUAUGAAAUUUAACGACCGUCGGAACUUAUUAAAGAAUACAACAAUAUUUAAAUUUGUUAUCGUUCGACAUCCAUUUAAACGUAUAAUAUCCGUCUUUUAUGAUAAGUUUAUUUAUCCGGAACCAUUUGAAUCUAAAGAGUGGAGAUAUAGAAAACGCGUAAUGUUGAAAACAUUGAAACAUAAAAAUUUCACAUUUAAAACAUUUUUGUUAUAUAUUGUUUAUUCUAUUGAACAUAAUUUUAAACUAAAUAUUCAUUGGGAUCGAGUUGUAACAGUUUGUGAUUUCUGUAAAGUCAAAUUCGAUUGGAUAGGAAAAUAUGAGAAUUUCGAUGAAGAUGUCGACAUAUUAUUAAAACGUUUAAACAUAGAUAGCAAAGUAAGUUUUCCAUCGCAUAAACUGGAUCCAAAUCACAAAAAGUUAAACAUAGACGAUAAAAAAAUGUACAAUAUGAUUAAAUCGGUUGGUGAAAAGAAAUACAAUGUACUAUUAAACUAUUAUAGACCGGAUUUUGAGGCAUUUAAUUAUACAGCUGAAAAUUUUCAAACUGAAACUUAA